Arvicola amphibius (Eurasian water vole) is the source of this 673-nucleotide messenger RNA. RefSeq names its product selenoprotein H (gene Selenoh). The transcript has 4 exons. Gene Ontology annotation, cellular component: Golgi apparatus. Lineage: Eukaryota; Metazoa; Chordata; Mammalia; Rodentia; Cricetidae. The record is from RefSeq and is a predicted model, not a curated record.
UUACCCGCGCUUCCUUCCCCGAUAGAUUUGUACUUGGAAGCUGCGAAUUCGGGCUGCGGCUUUGUCCUUCGGGUUUGCAUCGCCACCCUGUCCUACCAGCGCCCCAACCCCACACUGCAUCUGCCGCCGGAGGUCCCCACCAUGGCCCCUAUCGGAAGAAAGCGGAAGGCCGCGCCGGCAGAGACUGUGGACAAGCGCGAGAAAUUGGCAGAGGGCCCGGCGGUGGUCAUUGAGCACUGCACGAGCUGACGCGUCUACGGGCGCCACGCUGCUGCCCUGAGCCAGGCUCUGCAGCUGGAGGCCCCAGAGCUGCCUGUGCAGGUGAACCCCUCCAAGCCGCGGAGGGGCAGCUUCGAGGUGACGCUGCUGCGUGCGGACAACAGCCGUGCUGAACUCUGGACCGGUAUAAAGAAGGGCCCGCCACGAAAGCUCAAAUUUCCUGAGCCUCAAGAGGUGGUUAAAGAAUUGAAGAAGUACCUUUCCUAAGGACGUUGGGCAGGGAGCCCCCAUGCUGAGCUUUCAUUCCCUGGAGAUGUCGAAGCAUUUAUGAUAGUGCAUGGCCAAACUUAAGCUAUGUACCUGAAGCCAUAGUUUCUUCCUCACCAGAAAUGAUGGUUCCGUUGUGAGGCAGCCCUUGUAAAAGUUAUUUGGUUUAAUAAAAGUUAAAAUUAAA